GCCAACCGCGAAUUUCAAUGGUGAAUAUAACCGAUUUUAUUUCUGUAAACAUUAACGUAUUUAUUUGAAUAUAGUGAUAUGAAAUAAGUUCUGUGCUUUAUGUUUUGAAAAUAAGUGCUAUAUACAAUUAUGAGUCGUAUUCCACAUAUAGGAUUGACCAAGCAACCUUCACAGAUUCAAGAUGAAAAUGCUUUUAGAAGACCUAUAGGAAGUCAAACUGUUAAAAGAUCAGUAGAAAAUCAGUCUGGUAAUCAAGGUAACCAACCUGCCGUAAAGAAACUUAGAGUUGAAGUUUCUUCGACGACCUCCAAUAAAAAGAGAGCUGUAUCUGGUUCAAGAAUUUUCAUAAAAAAUGCUGGUUUCUCAGACAUUGCUAAAAAGAAUGCUCUAAAACCGAUUCCAGACAGCAAUCUAAUGCGAGGUAGUAUGCCAGCUUUAAAUCUUGCAAAAAGUAGUAGGGCAGUUACUGUCUCUAAGCCUCCUAAAAGGCAGCCAUGGGAUCUAAAAGGUCGCAUACAAGAUAUGGAAGAAACAUUUAAGGAAACACAGAAGCAAAAUACUACUCUACUCGAACAGCUUGCCAUCAAUAACCAACGUAUUGCUGCUCUUGAAAGUGACAACUCUCUCUUGAACAAAGAUGUUCAGAUAAAGUCCUGUGAGUCAGAAGAAGCUAUGGUGCAAAUAUCAGAGUUACAGAAAAAGUUGAAGAAAAAGUCAGACGAAUGUGAGGUGGUUGUAAAAGAAAAAGAAUGUCUUUCGUCAAAAUUAGAGGAACUGAAUAAGAAGUACAAUGAUUUCCUAAAUGCCCAUGAUCAGGAAGUAUCCGCUUUGAGACUAAAUAUUUCUAGCCUCACCAGUAACAAAUUAGUUGUUCAGACUCAACUAGAUGCCUCAGAAAGUGUAAUUAAAAAUCUGAAUGAAGAGAAAAGACAAUUGAUUGAAGAAAAAAGAAAGCUAAUAGAGUCCAACUCUGAGAAAGACCGAAGAAUAGCCAACUUGGAAUCUAGAUUGUUAGAGGAAGAGUCGACUAGAAGGAAACUUCACAAUACCAUUCAAGAAUUAAAGGGCAACAUUCGAGUAUUUUGUAGAAUGCGACCACCAUUAGAUGAGGAAAUGAGAAAUGGCAUGGUAUGUGCUGAUAUAUCUGUUCCAAAUCGAAAAAUGAUUGAAAUUUUCCAAAUAUCAGAAGGCAAUAAAAUUGAAAAAAAAUCUGACUUCUCUUUUGACUGUGUUUUUCCGCCAUCUUCCCCUCAAGCCGAGGUAUUUGAAGAGAUUUCACAGCUUGUGCAAUCAGCUAUUGAUGGCUACAAUGUGUGUAUUUUUGCAUAUGGUCAAACCGGGUCUGGAAAAACUUAUACUAUGGAAGGACCAGAAAAUAUUGUGGAUUUUUCGUCAUCUGAGAGUGAAACCCAUCUUGGAAUGAUACCCAGAUCCGUCCAGCAGAUAUUUCGACGCAUCUCAGAGUUAGAACAUAGAGGCUGGACAGUAUUUAUUUUACUGAAAAAAGCUCGUAAAAGUAGAGUUGUAUUUUCCACUAAAUGUAAUGAACACUCCUCAAGAUCACAUUAUGUGUUUCAACUGAAAAUUGUUGGUGAAAAUUCUAUUACAAGUGAAAGCUGUGAAGGCAUUUUGAAUCUGGUUGACCUAGCAGGAAGUGAAAGAGUUAAAGACUCAGGCUCUGAAGGAGAAAGAUUAACUGAAGCAAAGGCUAUUAACAAAUCUUUAUCGGUUCUCGGUAAAGUAAUAAUGUCAUUAUCCAGGAAGGAUAAUCAUAUACCAUACAGAGACAGUAAGUUAACUCAUCUGCUCGCCAACUCUCUUGGUGGAAAUAGUAAAACUCUUAUGUUUGUAAAUAUUAGUCCUGAUAAGGAAAAUCUAAAUGAAACAAUCAACUCACUUAGAUUUGCCACUAAGGUGAAUCAGUGUAAUAUUGGAACUGCACAGAAGCGUGUGAAAUAAUUAUAUUAAUUGCCCUAAAGAAUGUGUACCCAUUUAUCAUAUGUUAUCUUUUUUAACUGUAUUUUUAUGUUUGCUUUUAGAUAUAUUUAACUCAUAUUGUAUUGUAACUAAUGAUUUUUUGACUAUUUAUCAUAAGGUUUAAAAUCAGCAUUUAUGUCAUAAUCAUCUACUGAAAGACUUUUUAUAAAAUAAUAAUGUGUUUUUGUUUCACUAAUGAAAACAAAAUGCAUUUCCAAUAAAACCUGUACAGUUUUUUUAUUUUUUAUUAUUGAAUAAUGUAUUAAUAUAAACUAUUAGAAGUUUUAUGUUUUUUGGUAUUAUAACCAUUUUCCAAGAAAUAAAAACACUUGGCUAGUU
Messenger RNA from Parasteatoda tepidariorum (common house spider), 2316 nucleotides. Lineage: Eukaryota; Metazoa; Arthropoda; Arachnida; Araneae; Theridiidae. The record is from RefSeq and is a predicted model, not a curated record.